Molecule: messenger RNA, 1551 nt
Organism: Saccharomyces paradoxus
Lineage: Eukaryota; Fungi; Ascomycota; Saccharomycetes; Saccharomycetales; Saccharomycetaceae
Gene: CDC3
Product: septin CDC3
Exons: 1
Coding region: 1-1551 (516 amino acids)
Biological process (GO): cytoskeleton-dependent cytokinesis
Cellular component (GO): septin ring; cell division site; cytosol
Molecular function (GO): GTP binding; GTPase activity; molecular adaptor activity
Source: RefSeq, a predicted model, not a curated record
AUGAGUUUAAAGGAGGAACAAGUGUCCAUUAAGCAGGACCCAGAGCAAGAAGAGCGUCAACACGAUCAAUUCAAUGAUGUUCAGAUCAAGCAAGAGCCGCAGGACCAUGAUGGGGUGGACUCGCAAUAUACGAACGGUACGCAAAAUGACGACAAUGAGACAUUUGACGCAGCUGAAUCCGGCGUGAAGGCGGAAUCCAGCCUCGGUAUGGGCAUCACCUCCUCUCAGAGCGAGAAGGGUCAAGUUCUGCCUGACCAACCAGAGGUUAAGUUUAUUCGUCGUCAAAUCAAUGGAUAUGUAGGGUUUGCAAACUUACCCAAGCAAUGGCAUAGAAGGUCCAUAAAGAACGGAUUCAGUUUCAACCUCUUAUGUGUAGGUUCUAACGGUAUUGGUAAAACAACCUUAAUGAAAACUUUAUUUAACAGUGAUGAUAUUGAGGCCAAUUUAGUGAAAGACCGGGAGGAAGAACUUACGAAUGAUCAAGAGGAAGAGGAAGGGCACGAGAACCAAGCACAGGAACAAAAACACAAGGUCAAAAUUAAGUCAUAUGAGUCGGUUAUUGAGGAAAACGGUGUUAAACUAAAUUUGAACGUGGUUGAUACUGAAGGAUUUGGUGAUUUUUUGAACAAUGAUCAAGAGUCGUGGAACCCGAUCAUUAAGGAGAUUGAUUCUCGUUUCGAUCAGUAUUUGGAUGCGGAGAACAAAAUUAAUAGGCAUUCAAUAAACGACAAAAGAAUACAUGCAUGUCUUUAUUUCAUUGAACCUACAGGUCAUUACUUGAAGCCUUUGGACUUGAAGUUCAUGCAAUCUGUUUAUGAGAAAUGUAACUUGAUUCCUGUCAUUGCUAAAUCGGAUAUCUUGACUGAUGAAGAGAUCUUAAGUUUCAAGAAAACCAUUAUGAACCAGUUAAUUCAAUCUAAUAUCGAACUGUUUAAGCCGCCAAUUUAUUCCAAUGAUGAUGUUGAAAAUAGCCACUUAUCCGAAAGACUGUUCACUAGCUUACCUUAUGCUGUCAUUGGCUCCAACGAUCUUGUGGAGAACUAUAAUGGUAAUCAAGUGAGAGGCCGUUCUUAUCCAUGGGGGGUGAUCGAAGUUGAUAAUGACAAUCACUCUGAUUUCAACCUUUUGAAAAAUUUAUUGAUCAAGCAGUUCAUGGAGGAAUUGAAGGAAAGGACAAGCAAGAUACUGUACGAAAACUACAGGUCUUCUAAAUUGGCCAAGCUUGGUAUCAAGCAAGAUAAUUCAGUUUUCAAAGAGUUCGAUCCAAUAUCUAAACAACAAGAAGAAAAAACUCUACAUGAGGCCAAGUUAGCCAAACUAGAAAUUGAAAUGAAAACAGUUUUCCAACAAAAAGUUUCCGAAAAGGAGAAAAAACUACAAAAAUCGGAAACUGAAUUGUUUGCUAGACAUAAAGAAAUGAAGGAAAAAUUGACUAAACAAUUAAAAGCUUUAGAGGACAAAAAAAAGCAGUUGGAACUUUCCAUAAAUAGCGCUUCUCCCAAUGUUAACCACUCGCCCGUCCCUACAAAGAAGAAGGGAUUUUUACGUUAG